Messenger RNA from Lolium perenne, 357 nucleotides. NCBI's taxonomy places the organism in Eukaryota, Viridiplantae, Streptophyta, Magnoliopsida, Poales, Poaceae. The record is from RefSeq and is a predicted model, not a curated record.
AUGGCGCCGCCCGGCUGCUCAGACUGCCGACGACGCUGGUCGGCCGCCGCGCUAGGAAUCCUCCGGGGAUGGCCGUUGAGGCGGGAAGCGGCGACAGGAGCGGCUCCGUCCGUGCGCCGUCGAGCUCGCCCCCUCCUCUCGCGCGAGGUCGUCGCGACCACUUUCGUCGCCUACGCGGAUCUCCGGCUACUCCCGUCCACCGGGCUCGCGCUCUCGGGCCCCGACGCCUGCCUCAAUAUCGCCGACUCCGCUCGGCGGAUGCCGCUCGUGGCCGCCGCCGGCUCCUUCGGCUUCGGCAUCGCGCGGGAGGUCAAGCCGCCGUCGCCCUCGCCAUGGUCGCGUGGUGUCCUGAUUUAG